AUGCCAAGCCCAAACCUAAUCUCUUGGACAAGCACCAUAUCCUCAUUCCUUCAAGCCGGCAGAGCCAAUCUCGCACUGCAAGAAUUCUUCGCAAUGUGCAAUUCAGGCCUAAAGCCGAACGAAUUUGGCCUUUCUUUGGCGCUCAAAGCCUCUCGCAUCGCUUCCAAACCAAACAUAGGAAAACUAGUCCAUGGCUAUUCCAUUAAGUCAGGCUUCGAAUCCUAUGCAUAUUGUAGUACCUCUAUUCUUGACAUGUACUCUAAGUUCGGUAUCAUGAGCGAUGCUCGAAUGUUUUUCCAUUCUAUCCCACAAAAAUGUGAUGCUCUUUGGAAUACGUUGAUUGAUGGGUAUGCUCGAUACAGUGAUGAGAAUGAGGCUGUUGGGUUGUUUCAUCAGAUGCUACUCUCUUCACUUGAUCCGAAUAGUUUCACUUACACAAUUCUUAUUAAGUUAUCGGCCAAUGCAGUUGACAUUGGUUUGUUGAGGUUUUUUCAUGGAAGAAGUAUAAAGAUUGGGCUAGAUUGUUACAAUUUUGUGGGUGGAGCUAUUGUUGAUUCUUAUGGAAAAUGGGGUGAAUUAGAUGAUUCCGUGAGAAGUUUUUGGAGUCUAGAGGAGCGAGAUCAUGUAGUGUGGACUUCAUUAUUAUCUGGUUUUCGUGACAAUGGUGAUGCAGAACGAGGCAUUGAUUUUUAUCUUAGGUAUGUUUCAGAAGGUAACACAGUCGACCAAUUUAUGUUUGCUAGUGUACUCAAUUUGUGCUCAGAUUUGCAAAGUAGAGAUUUUGGCUUGCAAGUGCAUUCUUGCUUGGCGAAGACUCCAUUAUUGGUUGAUUCGUUUGUUAGAACUGCACUCAUAGACAUGUAUGUUAGUUUUGGAAUGGUCGAUGAUGCUUAUAGAAGUUUCCUUGAAAUCGGGGAGAAAAAUGAGGUGAUAUUUAGUGCUAUGAUCAAGGGUUUUGUUUCUACUUCAGACUACAGCAAUGCAGUAAAAUUGGUAUAUGAAAUGAGAAAACUAGGAUUACCAUUAGAUUGUUCAACGAUAAGUUGCAUGAUUAAAGCUUUGACAAGCCAUGAGCUCUUCGACGAAGUUAAAACUUUUCAUGGUCAGAUUCUUAAAUCAAUAGAUGGAUCUAAUUUUGUUGUAGGAAACAAUCUCAUUGAAAUGUACUCAAAGCGUAGAGAUGUUCAUAGUGCAGAGAAGGUUUUCAUGUCGAUGGAAGUUCUUAACGAGUUUUCAUGGACUGCGUUAAUAUCUGGCUACAAUGAAUCUGAAGACUUUGUGGAAUCCCUGAAAUUAUAUCAGAAAAUGAAAUCUUCAAGCUCUGUAGAACCAAAUGAAUUCACUCUUGUUGCUGUUCUAUAUGCCAUCUCUAAGCUUCAAGAUGUAUGCAAAGGAAAGCAAAUCCACAGUUACAUCAUCAAGAAAGGGUUUCAGUCUCAUGCCUACAUCGAAUCUGCGCUUAUAGGAUUAUACUCAAAUUGUGGUUGUCUAAACGAUGCAUAUCGAAUAUUUUCAACAAUGUCAAAGAGAGAUCUUGUGUCAUGGGGUUAUAUGAUAUCCUCAUAUGCACAGCAAGGGCAUGGAUACAAAGCUCUAAAGCUCCUGUCAAAGCAUGAAAAAGGUCCUAUUGCCAUUGAUGAAUCCAUCUUCUCUAGCUGCCUUUCAGCUUGUUCUAGCUUGACAUCACUAGAAAUGGGUAAAACAAUUCAUUCUUGUACAAUCAAAACUGGAUUCGAAUCCAAUAUACAGGUUGAAGCAGCGAUUAUUGAUAUGUAUUGUAAAUGUGGGUGCGUCAAAGAAGCAAGAAAAAUUUUCAAUGAAAUCAAGAAUCACAGUGUUAUAUCAUAUACAUCAAUGAUCUGUGGCUAUGCCCAGCAUGGGUUCGGUAAAGAAGCUCUAGAAAUGUUCAAUGCAAUGAAAAUGCACGAAAUUGAGCCAGACGAAGUUACAUUUAUUGGAGUUAUAUCUGCUUGUAGCCGUUGUGGAUUUCUGAAGGAAGGAUUGAUGCAUUUUGAGUCUGUAACUUUAAAGUAUGGAUUGGAGAAGACUUUCAGUCAUUAUGCUUGCAUUGUUGAUCUCCUUGGGAGAGCAGGGGAAGUAAGAGAAGCUGAGAAGUUGAUUUUUGAAGCGCCGUUUCGCUCGAAAACGUUGCUGUGGAAAACAUUGCUCGGUGCUUGUAGUAAGUAUGGGAAUGUUGAGGAUGGGAAUAGGAUAGCUGAAAUGGUGAUGAGAUUAGAGCCAGAUGAAGCUUCAAAUUAUGUUAUGUUGUCAAAUAUUUACUCAUCUGCUUCAAUGUGGGAUAAGUCUAGUGAGUUGAAGAAGAAAAUGGGGGAAGGGAGUUUGAAGAAAACUCCUGGGUGUAGCUGGCUACAGGUGGACCAGAUCAUUGUUGCUUAUUACAACACUUUGAGUAACUGUUUGCCUUCAGGUUUAAUGGCCCAGCAGUGUGCGUCCUUUGGGCUGGAUCCAAUUAAUCUACAUGAAGACUCUUGGACUGCCUCUAGGCCUAUAAGAAGCACAGGACCACACUUUGAGAACGUAUUGCAUACUCUGCCAGAAUUCAUUGGCCUGGCCUGA
This is a messenger RNA of Asparagus officinalis (garden asparagus), 2577 nucleotides long. RefSeq names its product pentatricopeptide repeat-containing protein At2g33680-like. Lineage: Eukaryota; Viridiplantae; Streptophyta; Magnoliopsida; Asparagales; Asparagaceae. Gene Ontology annotation, biological process: RNA modification. Bases 1 to 2577 code for a protein of 858 amino acids. The record is from RefSeq and is a predicted model, not a curated record. The transcript is spliced from 2 exons. Gene Ontology annotation, molecular function: protein binding; RNA binding.